UGUGUUCCUGGCCGCGCACGGAGAGCCCAUCGCCUGCGGGCUCACCAGCAGCUCCAAGUCCGCGUCUGGCCAGCCAGCUCUGAGCUGCGAGCUGGGCAGGCAGGCAGGCAGGCAAGCGGCGCAAGGCUGCCCCCGCUGGCUGUUUUGCGCCGCCUCCGAGGGGGCGGCAGCUCUGCGGCCUCUAUAAAGGCGGGCGAGGCGCCUCAGCAGGGCAGAGUCGAGCCGACCCGUCUGGCUUGCGCGUAUCCCCUCCGCAGCUUCCCGCCCAGUUCUUAGCGCGCGCCUCUGCGCCUUUCGCCGCUGCUCCGAUCUUUCCAAUGCGCCUGGCGGAGAUGAUCAAGAAAAUGGGUCCCAUCGAGGCGGAGUUGAACAUCCCGGCCAAGAACUGCUACAGGAUGGUGGUGCUGGGCUCGUCCAAGGUGGGCAAGACGGCCAUCGUCUCCCGCUUCCUCAACGGCCGCUUCGAGGACCAGUACACGCCCACCAUCGAGGACUUCCACCGCAAGCUCUACAGCAUCCGUGGGGAGGUCUACCAACUGGACAUCCUGGACACGUCGGGCAACCACCCCUUCCCGGCCAUGCGGCGCCUCUCCAUCCUCACCGGAGACGUCUUCAUCCUCGUCUUCAGCCUGGACAACCGGGACUCCUUCGAGGAAGUCCAGCGUUUGAAGCAGCAGAUCCUGGAAACCAAGUCUUGCCUCAAAAACAAGACCAAGGAGAACAUUGAAGUUCCUCUGGUCGUCUGCGGGAACAAAGGUGACCGGGACUUCUACCGGGAGGUUGAAUCCCGAGAGAUCGAGCAACUGUUGGGGCAGGACUCCAAAAAGUGUCCCUAUUUUGAGAUCUCUGCCAAGAAGAACAGCAGCCUGGACGAGAUGUUCCAGGCGCUCUUCACCAUGGCCAAACUGCCCAACGAAAUGAGCCCAGAUCUGCACCGCAAAGUCUCCAUGCAGUAUUGUGACCUCCUGCACAAGAAGACCCUCAAGGGGAAAAAGCUGCUGAAGGACACCUCUGGAGACGGGUCUGGGGAUGCCUAUGGCAUCGUGGCCCCCUUCGCUCGCCGGCCCAGCGUCCACAGCGACCUCAUGUACAUCCGAGAGAAGGCCAUCCGAGGUGGUCAGGCCAAAGACAAAGAACGCUGUGUGAUCAGCUAAAGCUUUCCUCUCUGACCUUCGGACCUUCUUGACCAAGAAGGGGCAAAGAGGUUCUUUGGUAUCCAAACUCUGCCAGCCCAUCUGGGGGGCACGCAAGCUUCGGGCUGGGCCUGUGGGACACGGGGGAAGGGGCCUCCUCACUCUCCACGGGGAACUUUCUGCCAUCGGCUCCCCAAGAUUAUUUUCCUCUUAGCAAGAGUUGGAGGCGAGGCUGAAGCGUCCAGCCGGGACCUGAGACUGGAGAAGGGACAUUGCAGAUUCAGUGGUGGGAAGGAGGCCACUCAGUCUAUGUUUGUGGUCAAAAAGACUGGGGGGAACGGGAGGGGGGAUUUGGUUGAGUGGGUAGCUGAACUCUCCGACUUUCUCAUGGCUGUGUCUGUGAUGCUUUUUGUGUGUUGCCUCUGAGCGUGUUGAAAAGUUUAUUUUGCUGCUGCUGAAAAUUAUCCGUGGCUUCUCCUCUCCCCCUUCACCCUGCCUUGUGUGGGAGCACAGAAGGAGGGGAGACCGGCAGGGAAGCUGUUGGAAAAGUGAGCCUGUUUACACCCCUCGUCCUUUUUCUCGGACGUUGUUGACAAACAAGCAAACCGACCGACAACCGCAUUGCAUUAAAGCCAACAGGCACUUUAUAUACACAUGUAGAAUUAUCGGGUUGAUUGUCAAGAUUGACGUCUUGUUUUGACAAAUGUUUCACACUGGUUCUUUGUUAUAUUGGGA
Messenger RNA from Ahaetulla prasina, 1868 nucleotides. It is a transcript of the gene RASD1, whose product is annotated as ras related dexamethasone induced 1. Bases 318 to 1154 code for a protein of 278 amino acids. NCBI's taxonomy places the organism in Eukaryota, Metazoa, Chordata, Lepidosauria, Squamata, Colubridae. Gene Ontology annotation, molecular function: GTPase activity; GTP binding. The record is from RefSeq and is a predicted model, not a curated record. The transcript has 2 exons.